AUUUUUUUGCCCAUCCCUAUCGAUUUUGUUCCAUGUUUGGUUUUUGUUUAGCUUCGCUUCGAUUCGAAUCUGGUGAUUUCACUCUCUGUAUUUUAUUUUGUUAGUUUUUGUUGCUCCAUUAAUCUUCCUUGCUAAAAUAUAAUGCGGUGGAAUGAAGAGCAAACAGUAACUUUUGUGAAAAUUUAUUUACAACAUGAUUACUUGUGGAACAAAAAACAUGAGCGCUACGGGCAGAAGUACUUGCGUAAGAAAGCUUACCAGGAUAUCAGUUCUCUCUUUGAAGAUGCCACUGGAAUUAAACUAAUGGAAAGAGAAGUAAUGAUUAAAAUUAAAAAUCUUUCAUCAACUUACGCUCAGGAGCUGGCGAAAAUGAAGAAAUAUUCAGAAACUGAUCAUCCUUACAAAUCAUCACUGAAAUGGUUUCAGUACUGGUAUAGGUGUAAGCACGGUGAUCAGCUAAUCAGUGAUGAUUCUCAAUGCACAUCGGAAGACCAAAAAAUGUGGUUAGAAUUAACAGAAGGCGAACACAACUACUCUGUUUCUCAAAUUAAAAAUAAUGAAAUUGAAUCAAGUCCCACAAGGAGAUGGUGUGAGGAUGAGACUGUCAAGUUUGUGAAGAUUUACUUGCAGCAUAAUAUUUUGUGGAAUUCAAAACAUGCAUAUUACAGAAAAAAUAAACUUCGUAAGAAAGCAUAUAGAGAAAUUUGUUCUGAAUUUAACAAAGCAACCGGUAUUGCCCUCACUGAAAAAGAGGUAUUGAUGAAGAUAAGGAGUUUGAAAUCGACCUACUGUCAAGAACUUUUAAAAAUAAGGAGGUUAUCUAGACCCAACUUCAAAUUUGUGUCACCAUUGAAAUGGUUUGCUGAUUGGGAUUGGUGCUAUAAUAAUGCAAAAUACUCAAACCAGACAGAGACAGGAUUAGAAUCGGACAGUAAACAUUUAGUAGAAUGGUUAGAAUUGUCCAAUGAUGAAGGUCAAGCCACACCAUCCAAACAAAACGAAGAAUCACUCAUAAAACCUAGAUGGAACGAGGCAGUUACCAUGAAAUUUGUAAAGAUAUUUUUACAGUAUGAAUUCUUAUAUGAUCCGAAACAUAAAUACUUUAGAGACAAGAAGUUACGUCAUGAAGGCUACAGCAGUGUGAUUUCAGAAUUCAAGGCAGCCACUGGUAUUAUGCUUGAAGAGAGUGAAUUAAAAAGUAAAGUAAGGAAUCUAUCGUCAACUUAUGCUCAGGAAUUGGCGAAAAUAAAGUGCGGGUCUGAUACAGACAUACCAUACACCCCGACGAUAAAAUGGUUCCGACUCUGGCACAAACACAAAUACACUGUAAGACAGCGUAAUGGACAAAUCACUGAUAAUGAUACCCAAGAACACGAGGCGCUAGUAUCUGCAUUUGAAGAACAGAUGUCUGAUGAAGAAGAGCAUAAGUUUGAACCAGAAUCAGAGGAACAUCCUCACUCGGAGUCAGACUGCGAAGUGGAGACGAAAAGAAAGAAAGAGAUGCCAGAAGAAGAGCCCGAUUCAGUCAAUCAAUUGUUCUUUGUGGAUGCCAAUUCGAGUCCGAAGGAUGAUGAAUUUGAACACUAUGGGAAAUAUGUUGCAUCUGUGUUGCGGAAUAUGGAAUUGGACAAAGCUUUGCAAGUACAGUUGGAAAUACAGAAUUUGUUGAGCAAAUCUAUGGAAGGCGGUUACCGUCGAAAAACGUAGUCUAUCAUAAGACGCCAUUCCACUUCGGAGGCUUGCGAGUGAGUGAAAAAUGUCAUUUUUGAUAAAAGCUUUUAUUGUUGUCAGAGAGAUCUUAUUCAAUUCAAUAUGUGACAAAAAAUUCAUCCGUUGAGUACUUCCCACGUCUGGAGACGGUUCGUGGGUGCACCAUUUGGUCAUGCAAUCAUAUCAUAAUAAUGCAUUAUCUUCCAAACUAAACAUGUGUACAAAUUUUCAGCUCAAUCGUUGAAGAUAUCUGCUUUGAGUUGCAAGAUUCCACCUGAAUAAACAGAGGGCCAUACAUAGUUACAUUGCAAAUUAAAUAAAAGCUUGUAAUAUAUUUUAUAACACACAACCAAUAUUCAGGUAUUGGUUGCAAAUGUUGUAAAUAUUUAUUCUAAGGUUAUUAAUAAAAGAAGUAAAGCACAAGUCUGAUUUUUUAUUGCUGUUACAGCAUCAGUUCAUACAAACAAAUAUUACCGCUUACAUUUCACUAGUGAAAAUUCAGAUCGCGUGGCUUGUACCAAAGUUCUGACACGGAAACUUGUAUCGUGUAAAAAUAUACAUCUGUGAUGCCGUGGACUUUAUAAAAUAAUGUCGUCGAUAUAAAGCUAAAUUAAGUACUUAUUUCACAAUUCCAGAUUCAAAAAAAGGAAGUUUGACUUCGAGAGCAGUACGCAGUCGGCUAAAACUAAACCUCUUAAAAUAUUUUAUUUAUAAAUAACACAAAAGGUCGAUUCACAUCGCCGCCGCUUAAUCUCACUCGUUUGUAGACAACCUUUGAAUUUUAGUUUGUAACAAGCGACAAUAUACAAUACAUUCACAAUAAUUUUAGUUCCAUUCCGCGUUUUCACUCGACUUUUACCAAUCAUAAAUUUUUCAGGUUUUCUACUUACAAAUAUACAACAACAGAAUUGACGAAUUCUGACGUAUUUUUGUACUGACUGACUAAGGGGUCAGUUAGCGCCACAGUCUAGCGUGGCCCCAUUCAGUAGGCCGAACA
Molecule: messenger RNA, 2707 nt
Organism: Plodia interpunctella (Indianmeal moth)
Lineage: Eukaryota; Metazoa; Arthropoda; Insecta; Lepidoptera; Pyralidae
Exons: 4
Coding region: 142-1707 (521 amino acids)
Source: RefSeq, a predicted model, not a curated record